Molecule: messenger RNA, 1965 nt
Organism: Dentiscutata heterogama
Lineage: Eukaryota; Fungi; Glomeromycota; Glomeromycetes; Diversisporales; Gigasporaceae
Source: the annotation of a GenBank genome assembly
AUGAGUAAUGAAAGUAGGAAAUCAAUAUCACGAAGUAAUGAAGGUGAGAUGUUUGUUCAAGGACUUCACCCUGAUUUGUUUUUGGCUGUUGAACCUUUUAUGCCAAACACAUUACAAGAAGCUAUUGAUAGGGCUCGGAUGUGCGAAAUGACCUUUGCACGUAGCCUAGCUGUGUGUGGACCGGCCACGAUAUAUAAUACUAUAUCUGACAGUGCUGUAGCUCCUCCAGCAAUAUCUGUGCAGUCUCAAAUGCCAAUAAUAACCUAUCAUAUGAAUUCCCAAUCAGCAACCAAUGCCUCGGGUAUCACUAAUAACUCUAAGGAACAGAUGAUUUCUCUACUACAAGAAGUAGUAAUGGUGGUGAAAAGUAAUAAUAGUGGUAACAACACCCAUUCUCGUCCAAGCAGAGAUAGGAACGGUCAUCCUCCCAAUGCACCUUUAGAAGGUGAGUGUGUGUCAAUGUCAAAAAAUCCCUCAGUAAUCAGAAUUGAAGAAGCUUAUGCAGCAAAGAGACGACAAAAGAAUGGUGAGGAUCAAAGUGAUGUAUCUAAUAUUCAACUGUAUUCUAUAAUGUCAGACCUACAGAAUAAAAAGGCUGACAUUAUUUAUGCACAAUUGUUCCAAGCAGCUUCUGGAGUUCGAAAGAAGGCCUUGAAAAUAUUAUGUCCUAGAAGAAUUGUUAAAACGAAGUUUACCAAAUUUUGUCUGGGUGGAAGUGAAGAGUUCUAUACUACGUUGAUGUAUUGCGAAGCUCGUGUUAAUGGAGAACCAAUAGUUCUAAUUUUGGAUAGCGGUUUAUCUGUGAACAUCUCGAUCAAUCGUCUCUCGAUGAUAUUAAUGAUUGGAAUCCAUGGUGAACAAAAAUGGCCUUUGGGAGAAAUUGAUCGGUUUCCGAUAACCGUGGGUGGCAAAACUAUAACUUCUUGCGCUGUUUUAACAAUAAGGGACAGUGAUAAAAGAGUUAAAGUCCCAACAGAAUAUUGCAAACCCAUGAACAUCGCUGAUCAUAUACAAAAAGGAGUCACGAUUCAAAGCUCAGGAAAAGGAAGGAAUAAAGAAAAGUUGGAUGAAUCUAAUGAUAGUGAGGAUGAAAGCAGUGAAGAGUCUAGCGAAAGUGAAGCAGACUCAGACAAGUAUGAGGAUAAAGCAUUUGUGAAUCAAGAAUAUUUGUUUUCGGGUCUCGUUGGAGAAAGAAAGGAAUUAAGUGAAUAUCUAAAAAUUGGAGAAAUGUCACCAGAAAAUGAACGCAACUUAAGAAAUGGAGAAGGCAUUGCCGCUGCUGAGUCCAAAAUAACAACUGUGAAGAACUUCCCGAAACCAAAGAAGUUGCGAGCACUAAGAGGAUUUCUAGGACUUGCAGGUUUCUAUCGAAGAAGAAAACAGGAGAAGGCAUUUAACGAGCUAAAGGUUAGGUUAACUACAGCACCAAUAUUGGCAUACCCAAGGGAUGAUAAAGAAUUUUUGUUAAAUACUGACAUGUCACAUGUAGCUCUUGGUGCAAUAUUAGCACAAUUCGAUGAUGAAGGACGUGAAUGUGUUGUUGAAUACGCGAGUAGGUCGACUAAACUAGCUGAAAAAAACUAUACGAUCACGGAACUAGAUGCUUUGACUUACCUGAAUAACAUGUCUAAUACCACAGGAAGGAUGGCAUGCUAUAUAAUGAUGUUACAAGGCUAUGACUUUGUAGUAAAGCAUAAACCUGGAAAGCGAAUACCCAAUAUCGAUGCGCUAUCAAGAGCAGUUGUUGACAUGGAAAAGGAAGAUCAAUCUGAUGCAUUAGUUCUUGCACGAACUUUUGCGAUCAUUGAUGAGUUAUUCGAAGUCAGAAUUGAAGCCCGAGAAAACAUUCGCCUGUACCAAAUUCAGGAGAAAUUAGGAAACGGCACAUAUAAACUAAAGAAUAAUAGUGGAAGGGUUUUGGUUCAAGCUGUCCAUGGUAAUCAACUUAAACCAUAUAUUGAAUGA